Messenger RNA from Chanos chanos (milkfish), 3588 nucleotides. It is a transcript of the gene prdm10, whose product is annotated as PR domain containing 10. Lineage: Eukaryota; Metazoa; Chordata; Actinopteri; Gonorynchiformes; Chanidae. Gene Ontology annotation, biological process: regulation of transcription by RNA polymerase II. The transcript is spliced from 23 exons. Gene Ontology annotation, cellular component: nucleus. The record is from RefSeq and is a predicted model, not a curated record. Gene Ontology annotation, molecular function: DNA-binding transcription factor activity, RNA polymerase II-specific; protein binding; sequence-specific DNA binding. Bases 1 to 3546 code for a protein of 1181 amino acids.
AUGGAGACCAAACAGGAAUCUUCCCCAGUGUGGAGCCAGGCCCCAAACAGUGAAGCCACCAAUGCCACUCAGGUUCAUUUUGAGGGCGGUGCCGUGGCUCAGAUUGUGUACAGCGGUGAUCAGCAGGACAGGGGGCAGCAGCAGGUGGUAUACGCGGCAGACGGAAGCUCGUACACGUCGGUGGAGUCAGCCGAACACACGCUGGUCUACAUCCAUCCUGCUGACGGCGCACAGACGGUGUUUGCAGACCAGCCCCAAGUAGCUUAUAUUCAGCAAGAUGGAACAACACAGCAGGUGACUGUGCUGCUGCCGUCUGGACAGAACAUGAACACCGCCAAUCUACACGUGCUCAGUAACGUAGCAGAGGCUCCUCAAGCUAUUCUAGAGCCGGUCCCACAGGGGCAGUUGGCUGUGUCAAAUGCAGCUCUGCCCACCAUGGGAGACCCGACAUCCAGCCCGCUAGGGGCCACUGACUCCACUGUGGAUUCAGAGGAUGAAGAUGAUGAUGACGAUGGUAACGAUUCUGAGCCAGAUGACUGGGAGUCAGGACCUCCCCAGCCAUUCACCCCUCAGUACCUCUGGUGUGAAGAGUGUAACAAGGCCAACCCCUCAGUGUGUCUGAAGCAUGGUCCACUCCACCCAAUCCCAAACCGACAGGUCAUGACGAAAGCCCGGGCCAGCCUUCCCCUGGUUCUCUAUGUCGACCGUUUCAUGGGGGGAGUGUUCUCCAAAAGACGCAUCCCCAAACGCACCCAGUUUGGCCCCGUGGAGGCUCCGCUGGUCCGACAGAGUGAGCUGCAGGACACACACAUCCAUCUCAAGUUGUGCAUGCUUGAUCCUGAGAAGGAAGGAGAGAAGGCCGAGGACCUGUGGUUGGACCUUACGGAUGAGGAACGAUGCAAUUGGCUGAUGUUUGUCCGUCCUGCCCAGAACCAUCUGGAGCAGAACCUAGUGGCUUAUCAGUAUGGCUCAGACAUCUUCUACACUACCAUCAAGAACAUCCAGCCCAAACAGGAACUUAAAGUGUGGUAUGCCGCAUCAUACGCAGAGUUUGUCAACCAGAAAAUCCAUGAUGUUACCGAGGAGGAGAGGAAAGUUUUGCGGGAGCAGGAGAAGAACUGGCCGUGUUAUGAAUGUAACAGGAGGUUUAUGAGCUCUGAGCAGCUGCAGCAGCAUCUGAACAUGCACGAUGACAAACUAGACUUUGCUCAAAGACCUAAAGGGCGGAGUCGUGGGAGAGGCAGGAAGCGUUUCGGCACCGGGAGGCGACCGGGACGCCCACCAAAAUUUGUGCGUUUGGAGCCGCCUGUGGAGAGUGGGGAUAAACCACAGGAUGUUCUGGCGUUUUCCGAUAAGCUCCCAUUUGAGGACCAAAGCGACGGGGCCCUGAAUGGGCUGAAGGUGGUGGAGCUAGGACCAGAGGCCGUGAGCUCCAACCAGCAGGGGACUCUGGACGCUCCAGCGGCCCAGCCAGAGGCUCUGCCAGACGGGGAAGCCUCCGCCACUCCUCCCCUGAUUGCAGACACUCCUGGAGAUUCCCUGAAAGAGGAUCCGUCUGCAGAGAAUCAGACAGACCCCCACCUCUCUGCACAGGACAUGCGUCGGGCGAGGAGGAUCCGGGUGGAUCUACAGAACGCUGCUCUCCAGCACCUCUUCAUCCGUAAGAGCUUCCGUCCAUUUAAGUGUUCCCAAUGCGGGAAGGCCUUCAGAGAGAAGGAGAAGCUGGAGCAGCAUUUGCGGUACCACGGGCGGGACAGCUGCAGACUGAGCUGUGAGGUGUGCGGUAAAGGCUUCCUGAGCACUGCGGCGUUGGACGAACACCUGCAGCAGCAUGCCGAACAGCGGUCCUACUCCUGUCUGUACUGCGCUGAGACGUAUGAGCGCCUUGAUCUGCUCAAAGAGCACGUCACCGUCCACCUGGUCAACGGCCGCUACGCCUGCCCCUCCUGCAAAAAGAGCUUCACCGACUUUAUACAGGUGAAGAAACACGUGCGGAGCUUCCACUCAGAGAAGAUCUUCCAGUGCACAGAGUGUGAUAAAGCCUUCUGUAGACCGGACAAACUCAGACUACACAUGCUACGCCACUCAGACCGCAAAGACUUUCUCUGCUCCACCUGCGGCAAACAGUUCAAGAGGAAGGAUAAACUGCGGGAGCACAUGCAGCGCAUGCAUAACCCAGAGCGGGAGGCGAAGAAGGCAGACCGUAUCCAUCGCUCCAAGGCCCUCAAACAGAAAGUCCCCAGCACCGACUUUGAGAGUUUCAUGUUCAAAUGUCGUCUGUGCAUGAUGGGCUUCAGACGCAGAGGCAUGCUGGUGAAUCACCUGUCCAAACGACAUCCGGAGAUGCGUAUUGAGGAGGUUCCUGAGCUGACACUGCCUAUAAUCAAACCAAACAGAGACUAUUUCUGCCAAUACUGUGACAAGGUGUAUAAAAGUGCCAGUAAGCGGAAAGCCCACAUCCUGAAGAACCACCCUGGGGCAGAGCUGCCCCCCAGCAUACGUAAACUCCGCCCGGCCGGACCAGGAGAACCUGACCCUAUGCUUAGCACACACACCCAGCUCACAGGCACCAUUGCCACGGCACCUGUAUGCUGCCCACAUUGUGCCAAACAGUACAGCAGCAAGACGAAGAUGGUGCAGCACAUUAGGAAGAAACAUCCAGAAUUCGCUCAGCUGGCCAAUAGCAUCCAGCCCCAGCUCGCCACCACUGUCAUCAGCAGCACACCUGCUGUCAUCGCCGCUGACGGGACGGCUGCUGAGGCUGUGGUGACAACAGAUUUGCUGACCCAGGCGAUGACGGAGCUGUCCCAGACUCUGACCACAGACUACCGGACGGCUCAAGGAGAUUUCCAGAGGAUCCAGUACAUCCCUGUGUCUCAGGCCGGAGGCAGCUUAGCACAGCCCCAACACAUUCAGCUACAGGUGGUCCAGGUGGCGCCGGCAUCGUCUCCUCAUUCCCAGCACUCCACGGUGGAUGUGAGUCAGCUGCACGAUGCUCACACAUACAGUCAGCACUCCAUCCAGGUGCAGCACAUCCAGGUGGCCGAGCCUUCCACGGCCGCCGUGCAGUCUGCCGCACAGGUGUCUGGUCAGCCUCUAAGCCCCUCCUCCCAGCAGACUGCCCAAGAACUAAGCCCUGCCCAGUUGACCCCUGUGACCCUGGCUCAGGGCCACACCCUGCAGACAUCCACCAGCCAGACGCAAGGGACAGUGCAGCAUGCUUAUCUGCCUGGGAACUGGAACUACAGGAGUUACCCCUCUGAGAUUCAGAUGAUGGCUUUGCCUCAUGCCCAGUAUGUGAUAGCAGAGACCAGUACACCAGUCACUGCUGUCAACAGCAGCCAGGUGAAAACGACUCAUUAUGUGAUCUCUGAAGGGCAGUCUGACCUGGACUCCAAACAGGUCAACCCCCCCCAAAGCUCUGCCCAGGUUCACCCCGACCCACUGGAGCAACCGUCCGCCAAUCAACCAGCCUCCACCCAGUACAUCAUCACCACCACAACUAACGGCACAGGAGCCAGCGAGGUUCACAUUACCAAACCCUGAGUCUUCAGCUUACGCCCCUGUCUCUGUGUCACACACGUAUAC